Messenger RNA from Helianthus annuus (common sunflower), 1695 nucleotides. RefSeq lists its product as uncharacterized. Gene Ontology annotation, molecular function: lipid binding. The record is from RefSeq and is a predicted model, not a curated record. The transcript is spliced from 6 exons. NCBI's taxonomy places the organism in Eukaryota, Viridiplantae, Streptophyta, Magnoliopsida, Asterales, Asteraceae. Bases 122 to 1480 code for a protein of 452 amino acids.
GUCACUUUUCCGUCUUAUCCUUUCAUCUCACUUUAUUUAUCCACAACUCUUUCCGUCUAUAUCUCCUCCGGCACCGAUCGGAAUUAAACUCCGGCGACGGUUAUUCUACCAGAUCCGUCACAUGUCAACCGAUCAGAUUAUGGAGAAUCAAAAUUAUUUCAACAAUUUAACUAAUAUGAUCGAUUUCAUCACCAAACCGGCUUUAAUCGAAACAUUUGUCGACAUUUUCUUAUGUGCGGUACCGAUUUGGUUCGCGGUGAUGCUCGGAGUUGUGAUCGGAUGGGCCUGGACGCCGCGGUGGACCGGAAUCGUGUUCCUAGGGUUCCGGUCGAAGUUGCGAGGGUUUGUUUGGACCGCUCCACCGGGAUUCGGUGCUCGACGGUUGUGGCUAGCGUUUACGGCUCUCUCGGCGUUUUCUGUUGGCCGGCGGAUGUGGUCGAAGUUACGAGAGAAGGAGCGGAAGGAUGAGGAUGAACUAGCGCCGCCGCGUGCGGUGGUGGCUGGGGAGGUGCCGGUGGAUCAGUGCGGUGAUGGAAGUUGCGUUGAUGUUAAGUGCAGCAUUGUAAAUUCAGAGGGAGACCAUGAUGUUGUCACAGGGAAGGAUCUAGAAUAUUUAUUGCAUCUUCUUGAUGGUAAGGAUGCUGUUUGGGAAAAUAUGAUUGAGCGCUCUACCACCAAUAUGGCUUGUCAAGCUUGGCGUUAUGAGCCUCAGACUGGCCCUAUUGUCUACCGUAGCAGAACUGUGUUUGAAGAUGCAACACCCGAGCUGGUUAGAGAUUUCUUCUGGGAUGAUGAAUUUCGACCUAAGUGGGACCCAAUGCUGACUUAUGUAAAAAUAUUGGAAGAGUGCCCUCGUACCGGGACCAUGAUCGUCAACUGGAUCAAAAAGUUCCCGUUUUUCUGCAGCGAUAGAGAAUACGUCAUCGGUCGUAGGAUAUGGGAAGAUGGGAAGACUUUCUACUGUGUUACAAAGGGAGUUCAAUAUCCAGGUGUGCGGCGGCGUGACAAGCCGAGGCGUGUGGACCAUUACUUCUCAAGCUGGGUGAUCAGGCCCGUGCAAUCCCGAAACGGUGACGGGCUACUUUCAGCAUGUGAAGUAAUACUGUUGCAUAACGAAGACAUGGGGAUCCCAAGAGACUUAGCUAAGUUAGGUGUCCGUCACGGCAUGUGGGGAACCGUGAAGAAACUUCAUGGCGGUUUCAGAGCUUAUCAAACCGCACGAAAACAAGAUGCGACACUGUCAAGAUGCGCACUCAUGGCAACGAUCACCACAAAGAUCUCUUUUGAGACCGUGCCCGGGGAUCAAAAUACUGAAGAUGUUAGUAACACACCGGUCGGCAAAGUAGUUGGCGGUGGAGUGGACUGGAGAUGGGUGGCGGUUGGCGGGGCAGUGGCGGUUGUUUUUGGACUUCGUACGGGAACCUUAGGAAAAAUGUUGGUGGUUGGUGGCGUAGGGCAAAGAUUCGGUCGAAGAAGAUGAGGCGUUAGUAAAAGAGGAGUGUUACUAUUCGUGUGGCGAGCAAGGAUGAUAUAGGUUUAUAACGAGUAUAAUAAAUCGAUAUUGUUAUUUACCGGCACCAUUGUUGGGUUAUGGUUUGAAUUUUUUGUAUAUACAUAUAAUAUAGUUAAACGGUUUAUAUAUCGUUAGGGAUUUUAUAUAUUCUCAUAAUCUGGAGUGACCCGAAUUAACUUGAA